Dermochelys coriacea (leatherback sea turtle) is the source of this 2893-nucleotide messenger RNA. It is a transcript of the gene PRNP, whose product is annotated as prion protein. Gene Ontology annotation, biological process: protein homooligomerization. The record is from RefSeq and is a predicted model, not a curated record. Gene Ontology annotation, cellular component: membrane. NCBI's taxonomy places the organism in Eukaryota, Metazoa, Chordata, Testudines, Dermochelyidae.
GGGCCGGGCAGGGCGCCUGGCUCCUCCCCGGGCGCGUCUCUCCCUCCCCGGCUCUCCCGGCGCAGGCGGAUCCCGGGGGGCAGCAGCCGCCGCAGUUCGCAGGCCGCGGGCAGGCUAAUCACCAUGGGGAGGUACCAGAUAACCUGCUGGGUAGUCAUCCUUUUUGUUCUGAUGUGGAGCGACGUUUCCCUUUCCAAAAAAGGAAAGGGUAGAGGUGGAGGCGGUGGGAGCACAGGAAGCAACCGCCAUCCCAGCAACCCUGGCUACCCCCCGAAUCCUAGCUAUCCAGAAACCCCUAGCUACCCCCAUAAUCCUGGCUACCCCCCCAAUCCCGCCUACCCCCCCAAUCCCAGCUAUCCCAGGAACCCUGCCUACCCCCCCAAUCCUGCCUACCCCCCCAAUCCCGCCUACCCCCCCAAUCCCAGCUAUCCCAGGAACCCUAGCUACCCCCACAAUCCCAGCUACCCCAGCAACCCUGGUGGUGGGCAGCACUACAACCCAGCUGGUGGCGGAACAAGCUUCAAAAACCAGAAGCCCUGGAAGCCUGCUAAACCCAAAACCAACAUGAAAGCCAUGGCAGGAGCAGCAGCGGCAGGCGUCGUGGUGGGUGGCCUAGGCGGCUAUGCCCUGGGCAGCGCAAUGUCAGGAAUGCGCAUGAAUUUUGACCAUCCUGACGAGCGCCAGUGGUGGAAUGAAAACUCCAAUCGCUAUCCCAACAGAGUAUACUACAAGCAAUACGACGACCGCUCCGUUCCAGAGGGAAGGUUUGUGCGGGAUUGUGUGAAUAUCACAGUGACCCAAUACAACAUUGAUCCCAACGAAAAUCAAAAUGUGACCCAGGUAGAAGUUAAAGUCAUGACGCACGUGAUACAGGAGAUGUGCAUACAGCAAUAUCAGCAGUACCAGCUGGCCUCUGGUGUCAAUCUGCUCCUCUCUGACCCAUCGCACAUGCUGAUCAUCAUGCUUGUCAUUUUUUUUGUAAUGCAUUAAGAAAGCAGCCUCAACCUGAACUGUGCUGCUGAUCUGUGCAAACGUUCAGCGGGAAUAAGCGAUAUAAAACAGCCUUUCUGUGGAGGUCUCUCAGUCUUGCUUGUGUGUGUCUUAGGUGAAGUAUCUUAAGAUCUGUAAUAGGUAUCAAUAAUGUACCAUAGAGACACAUGCUGACAGUGUCAAAGCUAUCUCUGAUUAUACACCUACUGUUCAGAAUUAAGAUUAGGGACAGACUUCAAAUGGAAAUAAAAAAGUAAAUCUGUUAGCUCCACAUUUGUUCUGGUGCAAUAGACCUUAGAAGCCAAUACAAAUCAGUUAAUACUGACAUACAGUGACCUUGUGAUCACACAAGGAAGCGGCUUUCACCAAAAUGCCCUCUUCCUCAAAUUCAUUCUUUAAACUCUGGUACAGAUAAGAGCCAUCUGAUCAUAUUCAUCUUCCCUCCUCCAAAACUAGACCACUUUUGAGAGCUGUUUUUCCAUUUCAGUACACCACUGGAUUUUUUCCUCCCCAGCUCAUCUAAUUAAAGACUUCAGACUGUUGUCUGGCUUCACAAGCCCUCUUUGGCAUCUAGGGGCUGAGCAAGUGCGAAGGCAGAAUACUUAUGAAAAUCCUCUUUACAGAUAAUUGAUGUCUUAGCUAAUGGCACUAAAUAGUACCAAAUGGCACCAAUCCCCAACUUGGGGACACCACAUUUUUGGGGACAUCCACAGUCCAAGUCCAAAUUACAAGUUAAUUGUGUGACCUGGAGUACAUACCGAGUAUUUCAGACAGUUUUUCCUGCCUCUCCGUGACUUAGGACGCGAGACCCUUCCAUUGCUAGGCUGUAUUUUGUACCAUUAGAUCACCUUCUGGUACUUAAGAGUAUCCUCUCUAAGUACGUGUGUACAUAGUGGCAUUCCAACCAUGUAACAGUUUGCCCAUUGCAAACGUUCCAGCAGCAGCCAAAGAAUAGGCCAGCUUUGGAGGCCAAGAGUGAGCCUAAGAUAGCAGCCUGCCAUAUGCCAAGGUUUCAAGGGGCAGGCCUAGAUUUGUUAAGUUUGGGCAGAGUGUCCUUUUAGUUGUACAGUAAUUGGCUUUGACUUGGACUGUUUAAAGAGACAAAUGGCUGCUGAAGGUGUAAAAUAGCUGCAACAAUAGCACUUGUUUCAUAGUUGUCAUCCCAAGAUUCUGCUGAUGCAGUAAAACGUGCAUGAUUUCGUUCAUGGCUAUAUUGUCCGUAAAGUUUCUCCCUUCACCGAGCUGCAUUCACAUAAACUGUUGACUUCAUUGGAAGUUGUGCAGGACAUAUUUCUGAGGGCAGGAUUUGGCUUUAAAGGCCUCAUCUAAAGCCUAUUGAAGUCCAUGGAAAGGCUCCCCUGGAUCAGGCACUAAAUCAGUAAAACUUGCAUUACACUUACUUCAGCAACUUGAUCAAGUUAGAGCAAGCAACAUCAAUCAACGUUAUCCUGACACAGACAGCCAAAAUGCUGGAAUUCAUCUUUUGGAAGCAACUAAUUCUGGCUGACCCACUGCUUAAUACCCUAAAUAUUAUGGUAAUCGAUGGGGUCAGUUACAGCUAAUCUGCAUUUUGAUUGUCUUGAUGACGCAAAACUCUUGUAUGUAAUGUGUAGUAUAUGUAAAGUUUACGCUUAUUGCAAUUAUCAGUCCAAAUAUUUAAUCUAUAGUCUGUAUAUUUCAGCGAGGCACUGAAUGACUAUAACAACCAACCACCCUUAAUUAUUUCUGCUUCAAUGUAAGUUGAAUGGAUAUAUUAUGAAACUGUUCAAAAUUCAAACCGUAAAGACAGGACUUUGAAGUCACAUGUAGUUUGUGAUAUGAGAACAUUCUGUAUAUUUGUAAUGGUGCAUGUACUAACUCUGACGUUCAAAUCCUUUUAUAAAUGUUUGAUGUCUGGUAAAAA